GUGGGUAGGAGAAGAGUGUGGAAACGCGGGCGCCCGAGCCUGGGUGUGCAAGACUCGGGAAAGGUGCGGGACCUAUCAACAACCUCGCACCCUUCAAGAUCGGCGCACGGCGCCCGCCAGCCGGGUCCCGCACCCGCUGGUUAGCAGACCCGCACGUGGAGUUCGUUCCCUUCUCCCGCACGAGACUGGGCGGGGGACACAGACCCACCAGCCAGCACAGGCCCACAAAGCUGCACGCGGAUCCACGAGUGAGCAAACACACAGCAAUGAGCAGAUUUGUCGGUGCGCGCUUUGCUCCCCUCUCCUCCCCUCCCCCCUGCCCUCCCCUCCUCCACCUCCCCAGCCCCCAGGCCCAGGGCAGCCGCGCGCCGGGCGGGGCGGGGGCGGGGCGGGGUGUCGGGCGGCGCCGGCCCAAAAGGCGGAGUCGCGGCGCGGAGGGCCCAGAGCCGUGAGCACUGUGGUGAGCGCGCCGCGGAGAAAGCCUGCGGGAACCCAGACCCGGAGGAGACCCUCGUCCCCGCCCGGCCUGGCCCGGCCCCGCGCUAUGGAGUUCCUCUGGGCCCCUCUCUUGGGUCUGUGCUGCAGUCUGGCCGCUGCUGACCGCCACACCGUCUUCUGGAACAGUUCAAACCCCAAGUUUCGGAAUGAGGACUACACAGUACACGUGCAGUUAAAUGACUACCUGGACAUCAUCUGUCCUCAUUAUGAGGAUGAGUCUGUGGCAGACGCUGCCAUGGAGCGGUACACACUGUACCUGGUGGAGCGCGAGCAGUACCAACUGUGCCAACCCCAAUCCAAGGACCAGGUCCGCUGGCAGUGCAACCAGCCCAGUGCCAGGCAUGGCCCAGAGAAGCUGUCUGAGAAGUUCCAGCGCUUCACACCCUUUACCCUGGGCAAGGAGUUCAAAGAGGGACACAGCUACUACUACAUCUCCAAACCCAUCCACUACCAGGAAGACCAGUGCUUGAGGUUGAAGGUGAACGUCAAUGGCAAAAUCAGUGAGUGUCACAGCCUUGUGGGCCUCCUUGCUCCAUCCCUAUUCUGGGCCUGGUCUAGUGAUCUGGGAUGGUUGGGAAGUCCCACUGCCCAGCCCGCCCAGCAUUCCCACCCCUCUGCCUCCUUGGUGUACCAAGCACCUGACCUAAGACCAUCCUUAUCGUUCAGCUCACAGUCCUCAGGCCCAUGCCAAUGCACAGGAGAAGAGGCUUCCAGCAGGUAGGUGGCUGGAGCAAAUUGGGCCUGGGGCACAAAAGGGGGUCUGCUUGAAGAGGUUGGGUACAGGAGGUGGCUCUUUUACCAGUCAGGGGCAGGGGAAACCUCGCUGGGCUGAGGGCCAGUGCCAGUAGGGGGGCCGCUCACCUUGGGGGCCUCUGCCCUCUUACCUUGCAGACGACCCAGAGGUGCAGGUUCUACAUAGCAUUGGUCACAGUGCCGCCCCCCGCCUCUUCCCACUCGCCUGGGCUGUGCUGCUCCUGCCAUUCCUGCUGCUGCAAACCCUAUGAAGGUGUAUGCUGCAUGCACUGUAAGAACUGGAACUGGGCUGAGGGGGCAGGGCGGGCCUCCCUCACCUGCCUGGGGCCCCUCCCAAAGCCCUAGUCCUGGGAACCACUCCUACCACGUGCACAAGCUGCCACCCAGCAGCGUCAAAACGGGUCAGUAUUAAAGCUUUCAACCCAAAGGAGGUCAGCAAGCCUGACAGUGCCAUCCUCGCCUCCACCUCAGAGGGAUGGACAAAGAAGUGGACAGUCCUUUCCCCUUCAUUCCUGCCCUUAAGCCAAAGAAACGGGCUGUGCGGACAUGGCCUCUUAAGAAGGGCACUGUGGGAGCCGAGCUGAAGGGGGCUUGGGCUUACAUGGAUGGACACUGAGCUUGGCAAAGAUGUCCCUCCCAGAGAGAGCCAGGAUGGCUCUGAAGGAAAAGCAAGAGACAGUUUCCUGCUUGGGAGCCAGGGACAGGAGAGGCAACAUGCUUGGGCUGACCCAGCAUCUCCCCCAAGACUGUUCUCUGUGGAGGUGCCACGGAGAGGACUGUAGCCAGGCACUACAUCCUCUCCCACCCUGGGGCAUCACUCCACAGAGCUGUGCCAGCAGGGGGGCUGUGCCAACCUGUUCUUAGAGUGUAGCUGUAAGGGCAGUGCCCAUGUGCACAGAGUCUGUGCCUAGACUGACUGUAGCCUGAAGGGCAGGGCCCACGAGUACAGAAUCUGUAUAUGAACUAGAUGUGUGUCUGCUGAUUUCUACAACUGGAGUUUUUUUAUACAAUGUUCUUUGUCUCAAAAUAAAGCAAUGUGUUUGUUUUUUUGGA
Molecule: messenger RNA, 2304 nt
Organism: Orcinus orca (killer whale)
Lineage: Eukaryota; Metazoa; Chordata; Mammalia; Artiodactyla; Delphinidae
Gene: EFNA1
Product: ephrin A1
Exons: 3
Coding region: 545-1219 (224 amino acids)
Biological process (GO): axon guidance; ephrin receptor signaling pathway
Cellular component (GO): plasma membrane
Molecular function (GO): ephrin receptor binding
Source: RefSeq, a predicted model, not a curated record